Melampsora larici-populina 98AG31 is the source of this 4413-nucleotide messenger RNA. RefSeq lists its product as uncharacterized. Bases 1 to 4140 code for a protein of 1379 amino acids. Lineage: Eukaryota; Fungi; Basidiomycota; Pucciniomycetes; Pucciniales; Melampsoraceae. The record is from RefSeq and is a predicted model, not a curated record. Gene Ontology annotation, molecular function: mRNA binding. Gene Ontology annotation, biological process: nuclear division. Gene Ontology annotation, cellular component: nucleus; cytoplasm. The transcript has 13 exons.
AUGGACGCAUUCCCAUCUAUCCAAACUAAUUCGAUAUCCGAACAAGAUCCACAAAAACAAAGUACUUCAAAUGGAGUCUUAUCAACAGCAGAACGAUUGAUGUUACAACACCAAACCCAACCCCAAACCAAUGGAGUCCAACAUCUUUCAUACGAAGAGAUGAGAGCUUCACCACAAUUCAAUGGAGUUCAACCAUCUGAUCCGAUCAAUCAUCAAAAUAAAAAGAAACAACCAGAUAUGGAUUCAGAAACGGCUUUUCCUUCCUUAGGAACACCGGCUGCUGCACCUAAAACUUCAGGUGGUUGGGGUUCUGGUCCAGCUUUGAGUGCUAGAGUUGCUACUAAUUCGAAAUCGGGAAUGCCUACUAAUUUCAAUUCCAAUGUGUUUACUGAAACUUUGGUUUUGUUUAUAUCUGGGAUUCAUAUCGGUCCUGUUCCACAACAGUUCAGGGAGAAGGGACCAAGACAAGCUGGAGAGAAACGAGAGGAAGAUCCCAAGACUUUACCAGAUGUUUUACGAGCCAUCCAACGUCGACAUCCUACUGUCAGCGUAGAAUCCUCAACAUCCAGAGAUAGAGUGACCAUCUUAUUCAAAACACCAUACACCCUUCCACCCGUAACCUCUUCGACCCCACCUCUAGUGAAAGCAGCCUCAGGACUGAAUCCAGAAGACAGGAUCGUAAGAGCUAGACAAGAACUCAUCACCAGAGUGACCCGUAAGAUCGAAAAGAUAGUGAUGGUACCUGCUCAUGUGAAACCAUAUGUGAUCGGACAAAAAGGAAGAGUAUUGAAGAAUAUAAUCGAAAGUACUGGAGCAAGUGUGAAUUUACCACCUAAAGAUGAUUCACGACCGAUCUUAUUAAACCAAGACCAAGAACCAUCAACCGAAGAAAUCGAAAUGAUUCCGAUCACCAUCAAUGGAGAAGAAUCGGCAGUAUUGGAUGCAGAAGAUCGAAUUAAAGCUAUCGUUAAAGAACGUAGCAAUAAAGUGAACCUUAAAGUUGAAAGUAUUCCAAUUGACUUUUAUCCAAUCUUAGAUGGACCUAGUCCUAGUGAAUCUAAAUUAACUAGUAUCACUCAACGUACUUUGGUUGAAAAACAUGGGAUCAAAGAAGAAGAUUUGAAUUGUCGUGUUAUUGUACCUUCUACUCAUCAAUUACGUAAAAUCAAUCGAUCUCAUAUUUGUUUGGCUGAUGAAGGUAAUGAAGAUAAUACCGAUUCAGAGGAUGUGACUAAGAGUUCGGCUAUAGUCGUUUCUGGUGAACGAGAACAAGUUGAUUUGGUCAUCAAGCUUGUUCAAAGCAUUUAUGAUGAUUUUCUACGAAAGACUACCAAGGUCGAGUUUGAGCUACCAAAGCGACAGCAUCGAUUCUUGGAUGGACAAACUCUAGAUGAAAUCUUAUCCUCUACUGGAUCUAUUGUAGCUCUUCCCCCAGCCAAUGAUCCUAGUGAAAAAGUUCUCGUUCGGGGUGAAAAGAUGGCCAAUGUCCAAGCCUUAGGCUUAGUGAUGACAGCUGCGAAUGCAAAAGAAGUAGAUUGUAUAGAUCUGAAAACACUUCAACCAAACUCACCAAAAUAUCAUAAAGAAAUCAUCACAUAUCUUUCAACUAAAUCUGGACAAACUAAAUUAAAACAAAUCCAAGACCAACAUAAAUCUAAAGUUCAAAUUUAUGUUCCAUUAGUUAGUUCAUUUUCAAGUACUAUAGAAUUGGUUGGAAUGGAAAAUCAAGACAUCCAAAAAGUGAAAGACAUUAUUUUAACGUAUAUUAAAACUUCAUUGAAACCUGAAUACUUUGAAUCUAUCGAAGUAGAUUAUUUACUUCAUAGAUUUUUAUUAAAUAAAAAGAAUUUGAAACUUAAAACUAUUCAAGAACAAAAGGGAAUCGAAAUCAUAAUUCCAAAUGAAUCUGAAAAACGUUCAUCAAUCUUAUUAUGUGGAAGUAGUCCUAAAUCAUCUGGUAAUCAUCAAGAAAUGAUUAAUAAUUUGAAAAUUGUAAAAGAUGAGAUUUCAAAAGUGAUUAAAGAAUUAGAUAACAUUCAAACGAUUUCAAUUGAAGUUGAUGAGAAAUUUCAUAGUUAUAUUCAAGGACCUAAUAGAACCACUUUAAAUGCGAUCAUUGGUGAAGAAAAAUUGGUGUCAGUUGAAGUGGGUAGUAAAGAAAAAGUUGAUCUGAUUAAGAUUAGAGGACCGAAGAAUGAAGUGGAAAGAGUUGAGAAAGAGAUUAAAAGGAUCGCUGAGGAAGCUAAAGUGAAUGAUACGAUCAAUUCAUUUACUACCGAAUUUGAAGUCGAAUCUAAACAUGUAAGUCAUUUAGUAGGAAAAGGAGGUUCAACUGUUGCAAAAUUAAGAGAAGAAUUAGGAGUUAGAGUUGAUUUUAGUGAUGGACCUGGUGGAGGAGGAUCACAACAAGUAGGAGGAAAUAACGAGAAUGAAUCUAAUCAUCAUAGAAAGAAAAAAACGAUGAGUAAAGUUUCAAUUGUGAUUCAAGGAAGGAAAGAGAAUGUUGAAGAAGCUAAGAAACGGAUCUUGGCUCAAGCUGAAAGAUUGGCCGAUGAGAUUACUAUUUCAUUACCAUUACUUUCUGGAUUAGAUAGAAGAUCCCUUAUAGGUAAAGGUGGCAAGUAUGUUACCAGAUUGCAGGAUGUACAUCUUGUUCGUAUUAACAUGCCUAGAGCUCCGACUGAUGAAUCAGGUGCUAGUGUGUCGGAUGGUGAUAAUAUUGUGAUCCGAGGUCCGAAGAAGGGUGUGGAUGCCGUCAGGAAAGAGUUGAUUGAACUUAUGGAAUACGAAAAAGAAAAUGGGAAUACGAUCACAUUAACGAUUUCAACUAAAUCGAUAUCAAGAAUUGUAGGAAAAGGAGGAAUUCAAGCAGAUAAGAUUAAAGAAGAAUCUGGGAUUGGAUCAUUAGAUAUCGAUAAAUCUGAAAGUUCAGAAGGGGUUUCGAAGGUGUUGAUCAAGGGUACUAAAUCAUCAAUUCUUUUAGCUAAGAAAAUGAUUAAUAGUAUCGUACAAGAAGUGGAUGAUGAGGGUAGUACGGAAAUCAUGAUUGAAAAAGUUUAUCAUCAAACUUUGAUUGGUAAAGGAGGAUCCAAACUUCGAGAGAUUGUGAAAAGAGCAGGAGGAGAUGAAGACGAUGCAAAGAUGGUCAAAUUCCCUAGAACAUCAGAUUCAAACCAAGUGAUCAUCAAAGGAUCUAAAAAAUUAAUACCUAAAAUCAAAGAACAACUUGAAAUAGAAGUGAAUAAAUUAAAAUCUCAAAUCGUUUGGGGUCUUCAGAUUCCUAAGUCUAUUCAACCUGGUUUGAUUGGUAGAGGUGCGAUCGGAUUGAAAACUUUACAAAACCAAUUUGGAAUUUUAAUUCAUGCACCUGGUUGGAGAGAAUGGUCUACUGUUUCUGAACCGAUUAAUUUGAAUGAUGAUUUGAAAGGUGUGGAAGAUAAUGAGAUUUUUAAAUUGGUGGGAACUAAAGAAGCUUGUUUGGCUGCUGCACAAGAAAUGAAAAGUAAAGCUGUACCUAAAGAAAGGGUUAGUAAAGCUUCUAAGACGGUUAUGGUUCCUAAAGCGUUACAUAACCAAGUUUCAAGAAACGGUCGAUUGUUCCGAGAACUUCCAAAAGCAAUCAGGAUCGAUCAUAGCAAUAUCCGAACACCUCAACCUUUUCAAAUGCCGACAUCUGUAUUAGACAAAGCGAUUGCAGGAGCUACUAUUCCUGCUACACGAAUUGAUAUGGAUGAAGAAGAUGCUGAGAAUCAAAUGGGAUGGAAUGUACAAGAGAUCCCUGAAUCUAAAGAAAGUGAAGACGGAGAAAUACCUUGGAAUAUUCAUGGACCAAAUGAAGAAGAAGUAGAAAAAGUAUCACAAAUGAUUCAAAAUCGAAUUAAAAAAGAAACCAAUAACAAGAACCCAAAAACGAAAACCUUUACACAUUUAGCAAUUGCUAAAGUACCGGUAAGUUUGAUGCCAAGAAUCAUUGGUAGAGGAGGAAAUGGAUUAAGGAUCAUGAAUGAAGAAUCAGAUGGAGCGAUGAUUGAUGUGAUUGGAAAAGUAGGAUCGGAUAGUUUAAGUAUUUGUGGUAGUUUAGAACAACUUGAAAUCGUUAAGAAAAUCAUUAUUAGGUUUAUUAAAGGUAAUGCUUAUUGAUUUUUAAAGAAGGAAUUGGUUUUCAUUUUAUUUACAAUUUUUUUAGAAGAGAAAAACCAAUCGAAAGAUUUAUAGCAGAUUUUAUUAGAAUUUUAAAUGUUGAGAUGUUUUUUUUCACUUUAGAAGUUAGUUUUUUCAUUUCUUUUUGUUUUAUAUUUUUUAAUGAUUUGAUCUUAAAAAAAAGUAUGAAGUUUGAUGAUUAUUGAAUUGUUUUCAAAAACAAAGUAUUGAAGAAAUUACUUUCGAAAAUUAAUUUUUUGAUUUUUUUUCCUU